AGUCAUCUGCGCUGCGAAGGCGCGUCGCCUCGCUCGUCGUGAUCGUCUCGUGAUCGCCUCGCUCGUCGCAUCUCGUCUCGUGAUCGCCUCGUAUCUCGUCUCGCUCGUCUCGUCUUCUCGUCUCGUCUCGUCUUCUCGUUUCGCUGACGUUUCGUGAUCGCCUCGCUUGCCGUAUCUCGCCGUAUUGUUGCGUUGCGACAAUAUCGUUCGCGUAUCGUGCUCGAGUUGGUCGUUAUAUCGUUGCGAUAAUAUCGUUCUAUCUCGCGGUUCGUGAUUCGUGAUGUGUGAAACGUUUCGUUACGUGACUCGGGACUUUCUUCGUGCGUUACAUAUGUGACAGUUACGGGUGAUCGCGAAACAAAACAUUUCAUCUGGUAAUCAUACUGCGCUAUUCGUUAUCGGGUUGUGAUUUCGCAAUCGCGUCUUUUCCUGCAAUUUUAUGCGCUGCGAUCGCUUCUUUCUGCUGCCGUCAGCACCACAGAGCGCAUUGAGAUAAGUUUUCCACCAUCUAUCAUGAACAUAAUUCGUCAAGACAAGAGUGUUACUCUUGCGGUGCGGUAGAAGACCUUCCUCGACCGCGGCUCUUCCAGGAAUCGAGAAAGGAUUUUGCCCCGCUGAGUGCGCGUCGCAACGGCGGUGGUGCCUCAGCAGUGCCCGACAGCUACCUCAGCAGUGACUGAGCCGUGUCUCAGCUGUGCCUCCGAGCUGUCUCAGCAGUGUCUGAGCAGUGUCUCAACCGUGACUCAACUGUGACUCAACCGUGAAUCGGCCGUGACUCAGCGUUGUCUCAGCGCUGUCUCCGCUGUGUCUCAGCGUUGUCUCAGGACUGUCUCGCCGGAGACAAUCCCCACAUCCGUGUCGUCGAGGGAUCAUCCGGUGUCACGUGAAUGUCCCUGAAUGCGGCGACCAUCAUCUUCUCCAGCGAGUGAGACAAAUCUGACUCGACAGUGAUCCGCAGUUCGGCCCAGAUUCUCACCUCGGCGCACCUCUGCUCACUGGGUCUGACAUCGUCUCACCUGGUCUCACCAUUAUCCGGCUGGCCUCAGUCCAGGGACGGGCGUGCAGACGAGUGUCUUACAGUUUUCCUGUGGAUAAAGUGGUGUGAGGUAGUGAGUGUGGGUGGUGCAUUAGUGAGAGGCGAGUCAGGGUUUGACUCUGCGGAAGGUGACUCCACUCUGACUCCACUCUGACUCCACUCUGUGGUUGGUGAGGGGGGUAAGGACUGGAUCCAAAAACAGGAGAAGGAAGAGACAAAGGAGCAUGGAGUAGCGAGUCAGUAAAGGAAGAAGAACGCCGUCGACAACGCCAAGCUGGGGCAGGAGAAAGAAACACGAAGAAGCACCGAAAACAGAACGAUAAAGAGCAGUAGAUGAACGUUAAACGAAAGAGUGUGAGUGACGGUGCGUAAUAGAAGAAAGAGCGCGAGAAAAACCAGGAUAUCGACUGCAACAGCAGAAAGAAGUGGAAAGCUGAGCAAAACGGAUAUGGAUCUUAGAAUGAUCACGUUGGCUGUCCUGGGCUUGACGCUGGGUUACCAGGCGUCCGGACAAGAAGCCAUCAGAGGUCUUCCCUGUAUACAGAGACUUCAUCAGCUGUUCUGUAGAAACCAGGGAAACACCUACCCAAAUGAGCGGAUUGAAUCGUUCAUCGACCUCAACAAAGCGCUCACCAUCAGGAUGUUUGGAGAGUUUCAAGCUCCCGAGGUCAGCUUUCCGACGAUCCAGGCGUUUCGUACUGUCGACUUUCCAGAUUAUCUACGACCCCAGGACGCCAGUGAAAAUCCAGUGACGUCAUCCACAGUGUCGCCAGUGACGUCAGCGCCGCGGCGGACUUCGGCGAGGCGCGAUGCGAGAGAGCGGUUCGAGGCGGCGAGAGCUAGAUUGCGAGCGGCGAGAGCGAAAGCGAUGGCGGCGAGAGCGAGAGAGAGCGCGGCGAGAGCGAGUGCAGAGCGAAGAGCGAUGACACGCGUUCAGCCGACACCAGUGGUGACGCGAACGCCCACUUUGGGAGCCGCCACCCGGCCUCCGUUCGCCGGAAAUGUGUUCUUGAACGGAGGGGAGGAGCUUAUAGCGGCGGCCAGCCAACCAGCGACGCGCUACCCGCUCCGUGACCUUGAGGCAACCAAUCGGCAGUCAGCGCUGCCCGCGCGCAUCAAACGCUCCAGCAGUGUCUUCAACAACACAAUGGAGGAAAAAGUGGAAGAGCAAGAGGAAGGACCGCCAACAGGUCAUCGGAGACGUCGUCAAUCCUCCCGGCGCUUCAGUGCCGCCUCAAGACAGGCGAUUCCGGCGCCACCCAAGAUUGACAAAGGCAGCAAACACUUAGUGGACAGCUGUGAAUCUCGGAUCGAGAUCACGACUCCGUUCUGGGCGGCCAACUCUGCGGGGGAGAUCAGAGCCAUCGUCAACACCAAACAUUUCCCACAGGCGAUACACCAGGAGAUAUGCAAGGGCACAAAAACCAGCAGGUGCUCAGGAGACUGCACGUGCGAGCAAAAAUACACCUAUCACCGCCUGCUAGCCUAUGAUCCAGAAAAUGAUUGUAAAGGAAUUUUCAUAGACUGGUUUCUGUUUCCAUCCUGCUGUGCGUGCCGGUGUCCGCCAUAAGGGUGACAUUUAGUGGGAAGUGUACGAGAAUUUGCCCUUAGCGUAUAAUGGUGAUGUUUAGUGUUGUGCUUACCGGAGAUCGUCUCUAUGGACUGGUUUCUGUUUUCAUCAUGCUGCGCAUAUGAUGUUUGGCGUAAGGGUGAUAAUCACUGACAAGUCUACCAGAGAUCACCCUUGUCGCCUGACGACAUUCAUCAAGUAUUGAAUACGAAAGACUGACAUGGAAGGCUAGUAGGCUGCUACUGCGAUGUCCACCAUACGAGCCAUAUAUAGUGGCAACUCUACCAGAGAUCGGCCUUAUUGGAUAAGGCCGAUGUUUAGUGUUGAGACGACGACAGAUCGCCUUUAUAGACUCCUGCAUACCCGAUCUGCUGCAUGUGCUGCGAUCUGCCGUAAAGGCGAUUAUCAACGUUAAUUGCUACAGGAUUGACCUUUAUAGACAGCGACCUUCGAAAGUGACAUUAGUGACAGAACAUAAUGAAUUGUGUUCAAGUAUGUAACGAUGCUAAUAAGAAGCACUGAAUGUCAAGGACGUUAGUGGAAAACUGAUUUGCCCGACGGUGAUGCUUGUGGAAACGAACGAUAAUUUGUGAAAACGAACGAGGUUGCGAGGGUUGAAACACGAAAAUCAACGUGUUUUGAAGCAUAUGAACGGUGAACGUGUACGCUUCAAAGCAUAUUUCAAACGAACAUUUAACCCGCGCCCCACUGGGGGGGGGGGGCUAUUUAUAGCCCCCCUCCCGUUUUUCUGCAAUAACUUCCAAACGG
This is a messenger RNA of Amphibalanus amphitrite, 3374 nucleotides long. Its product is annotated as protein spaetzle 3-like. Gene Ontology annotation, molecular function: Toll binding; growth factor activity. The transcript is spliced from 6 exons. NCBI's taxonomy places the organism in Eukaryota, Metazoa, Arthropoda, Thecostraca, Balanomorpha, Balanidae. Gene Ontology annotation, cellular component: extracellular region. Gene Ontology annotation, biological process: regulation of Toll signaling pathway; central nervous system formation; innate immune response. Bases 1485 to 2606 code for a protein of 373 amino acids. The record is from RefSeq and is a predicted model, not a curated record.